AUGAGACAAGCUCAAAACGAAGUGCUUCUUUGGGAAAAAAGAUUGAGUGAAGCACAAUUGAAACGACGCGAACAGCAGUCGGAAAUCAGAAAUUUACAAUCUCAACUGAAAGAAAUUCAUUUGGAUUUGGAUAGGACUAGUCGUGGAGAAGACAAAUAUCUACAAUUGAUCACAGAAGAACAUAAACUGAUCAAAAAAGAACGAGAACUUUUAAGAGGAUCUGAAGAGCUCGAGAACAUUGAGCGGGAUACAUUUCAUCAACUUUCCAUGAGCAUACGGUCAAGUCGUGAAUGGGAGAAGGAAUAUACAGAGAAAGCAAAAUGGUGGGGAGUGUCAACCUGGUUGGUGGGAGGACUUAUUGGAACAAUUGGAGCAACUAUCAAUUUUGCUAUGCGACCUCGGAAAGUAAUCGAGAAACUAGAAACUGGAGCUAACAAGAUGAAUGAGAUGGCAACAGUUUUUGAAGAGAAUAAUGCGAGGAUCGUAGAAUUCAUGACAGAUAUGAGAACAGCUCUCCAGUUAGAAACAUCACAAAUCAAAAACACUUCGUCGCAGAAUGAUGUGAAGAAGGUCAGUGAUUUUGACGAGCUGAUACAAACGAUUAAAAACGAAAAUGCUCGUCUUUCACAAGAAAUGCGGGAACUUUCCCGAUUGGCCAAACUGGAAGCAGCCCUUGAUGCUGAUCCCACAGCUGUCGUUUACGUUGGUAGCGAUAUGGAACGUCUUCUGGAACAGACCGAGAAGAACAUUGAAUCAAAGAUGAAGCUAAGAACUCUUAUAACCGUCGUCGUUAUCUACACUGCCGUCGCUGUCACUGCUCCAUGGCUUUAUGCUGUUUUUAGAGGAGAUUGA
Caenorhabditis remanei is the source of this 852-nucleotide messenger RNA. RefSeq lists its product as uncharacterized. NCBI's taxonomy places the organism in Eukaryota, Metazoa, Nematoda, Chromadorea, Rhabditida, Rhabditidae. The record is from RefSeq and is a predicted model, not a curated record. The transcript is spliced from 5 exons. The coding region runs from base 1 to 852 and encodes 283 amino acids.